Messenger RNA from Halichondria panicea, 3688 nucleotides. Its product is annotated as C-Jun-amino-terminal kinase-interacting protein 4-like. The record is from RefSeq and is a predicted model, not a curated record. Gene Ontology annotation, molecular function: signaling receptor complex adaptor activity; MAP kinase scaffold activity; kinesin binding. Gene Ontology annotation, biological process: vesicle-mediated transport. The transcript is spliced from 24 exons. Bases 216 to 3581 code for a protein of 1121 amino acids. Gene Ontology annotation, cellular component: cytoplasm. NCBI's taxonomy places the organism in Eukaryota, Metazoa, Porifera, Demospongiae, Suberitida, Halichondriidae.
CAAAGGUCAACGUGGGUGUGUCCAAUGUGGGUGUGUCGGUCACAUGUGUGAGUGCAUCUUUUCAACCAAGACAAAGCUAAAGAGACAAGGCUUUGAACUUGUUGGGACCGUGGAAUACUUGGACCUAUCAUAUUUGCACAACUGAAAGAGAGUACUUCAUUUAUAACGCGAGUUAAACGGUAAGUUAGCCUUACAAAAUUUGAGAGGAGGUGGUCAUGAGUCUGUCUGACGCUGAGAUCAUCGAGGAGGAGGAUGAAGGACACGUCGUGUCAGAGAGAGUACAGACUUUGGCCAAGGGCAUUUACGAUGAGCUACAGAGUCUAGUGGAGCAGUUUGGUGGUGAGAGCAUUGGUAAUAUCAUGCCUCUGGUGGUGAAUGUACUGGAGAAUCUCGACUCUUCUCUCUCUGACAACCAAGACCACCUCACUGCAUUGGACGAAUUGAACGAGGAAAACCAGCAACUGUCAAAACAGUACCAACGAGAGAAACAGAGACGAAAGGAAGCAGAGGAGAAAACAAUGCGCCUGGAGGAUGUGAGUGAGCUGGAGGCGAGGGAACUCAAAGACAAGCUCUCACGUCUCUCACAAGACAACAGGAACUUCGAGUUAAAGUUUAAGAGCCAAAAGGAACAGAUUGAUCGUCUAGAGGAUCGUUGCGAGUCAUUCAAGAAGGAGAGCUCAGAUCUCCACAACAGAAACAUCGAUUUGGUCAAGAAACACCAAGUACUAAAAAAAGAGUCCACUCUAAAGAGAGAUAGAUCCGAUUCAAGAACUAAGUCUACUGAUGAAGUGCCCGCAUCUCCGUUGACAAAUCGGGCGCCUGGGUUUCAAGAUUUCAUGUCCCCCCAACAAGACAGCAAGAAGAAGAGACAACUGCCCAUUGCACCGAGACGACGCCCACGUGCUGAGUCAGCAGACGAGGAUAUUAUGUUUCUUGGGACGACUCCAGCCAACCGACCAGAUUCUCCCGAGUACAUGCCUCGAGGCGGAGGAGGGGGUUGGGAGAGCGAGCAUCUAGCCAAUCAGAUGAGCCUAUAUGACGAAGCUGCUCGUAAAGAUGCAGAGUCUGAUGACACACUGGAUGAUGAACCUGAAGAUUUGUACCAACCAGGUGAGGAGGACUUUGACCCCAACGAGGAGAACUUACUAGCGGAGCUCCACCUAGCAACCAGCGGUAGCAAUGCACCCGGAGUGGAUCAGAUCAUUAUAGACAAUGAGAAACUUAUGCUGGAAAAGAGUGAAUUGUCUCUGGAAAUGGACCAUCUCUUGGCUCAAAUGAGGGAACUUGAAUUAGACAAGGCGACUGCUGAGUCCUCAGCCUCCGCUCUGCAAGAGCAAAAGAAUUCCGUCUCGGCUCGCGUCACUGAACUAGAGGUCGAAGUUCGAAAAUUACGUAAAGACCUUGAGGAGGAACAAGAAAAGCCUUCAGUGAUACCGGGGGAUGUUAGCGGAGAGCGUCUGUCGAGGCUGGAGGUGGCCCGUGUGCUGAGGGAGAGAAAUGAGUACAAAGAGAAGUACCUCUCACUAUUGGAACAGAUUAGGAUGAGUGACGAGUUGGCUCUGUUUAAGUCCAAGGGCAAGAAAUCAAAGUGGCUCGACUAUUUUGCAGCCAUUUUUAGUCCGGCCAAGCGUCGAGAGAUGGAGAAGAGUUUUGAUGGCACUCCUAGGCGUCCAAUCAUGUCAGGGCAAUCCCCCUCGGCAGCUAACGAUACUGAUGGAGGGGGCUUCCCCCAUGCAGUAGGGUACAGAAACACCGAAAUUAUCCCAGUGCUGCGGAAAACUGGACGGAGACAAGAUGAAAUGUACAUGACGUCUGUUAGUUGGGUGAUACCAGCACUUGAUCAUCAGUCUGAGAAGGAGGUGGUUCAGACCACACCCACUACACCAAGCAUCAACACGUGCCGACCAAUGAGCCAUCAAGAAGAUGGUGCCAAGGUAUUGUGUGCAGCUGCUGUAAACCCGGCUGUGUUCCUAUUCGACCACCAACACGCUAUUAAAAUACGUAAAGAGACCUCCCCCGGCCCAAAUGGAGGCAGAAAAGAGAGAAGAAGCAAUGGGGGCGACCAGGAAGCAUCCAUCUCCCUCGUGUGGGUGGUGACUGGUGUCCCUAAUCUGACAAAGGUUGACAAGCCGGGUAUGGGCUCUGUUUACUUGUCACUGCCGACACAAGUGAGUGUGCUGGACGUGGCUGCAGUGGGUGAAGUGGUGGAGACCUUCCCAGUCUGUGCUAGUCCCAUCCAGUGCAUUACCUCUGUGCCUGGGUUUGAUGAGAAUGAUCCAGACGUUAUCGCAGAUCUGUCAACUGCUCGUCGCAAGGUACCCCCUCAAGAGGUCCAGAACACUCUCAACACUCGACCUUCCUCCAAACUGGCCACCAUGUGGAUGGGGUCAGACACCGGAGUUCUAUAUGUCCAUUCUGCCGUCUCCCUGUGGAACAAGUGUAUCCAUGCCGACAAGCUACCAGCUGGCAUUCAGGACAUAGUACACCUCAAAGGAAAAGUGUACGUUCUCCUCCAAAAUGCGAAAAUGGUCGUCUUUAGGCGUUUCCCAGACGGCGACUGGGACUGGGACAACUACUCCAUUGUAUUACUAAGUCAGCACAAAGACCUCCCGUGCACGGCAUUGGCAGCCGUACACUUCAACGUGUGGUGUGCUGUGGGCAACUCCAUCCACGUGGUCCACUCCCACCUCUUCAAGAUGGAGGCGACCAUCCCAGUCCACCAAAACAAGCGUGCCGAGGUGACUCAGAUGGUGGCAGUGGGUGAUGGAGUGUGGCUCUCCUUCAAGUAUGACUCCAUUCUGAGACUCUUCCACGCGGCCACCUACACUCACAUACAAGACCUAGACGUGGCUCCAUCUGUACAGAGAGUCCUCGUGUUUGGGAGUGAGAAGCGGUCCUCUCAGAUGCCCAUACAGAUCUCAACCAUAGUCCCCGCCCACAACUCCCUCUGGGUUGGCACAGAAAACGGAGUCCUCCUCACAUACCCCUUCACUGCACCCACACUAGUGGCCGAGGAAACAGGCUGGGAACUCAUCAAGGAGGCUGAGGUCAAAGGUCGUGUUGUUCCCGAGCCAUUUGAUUUAAAAAUGGAGCAUGCAGUGGAGGCAGGGGAAGUAGGGGAGGUGGCAGGUCCACUGGAGGAGAGCACCGACUCAAGCAAACUGUCCACUGCCGGCUCCCAAAGUACACGAUCCUCAGAGUCCCCUCUUCCCCCAUCCAAACUUAAACACACCACUCAGACCCGGAAACCCUUCAAUCCAUUCUGUAACGUUGACCAGGUACAGAUAUCCAUCCACUGUCAUAUCAACGCUGUACGGAGCAUGGUGUGCGUGCCUGGAAUCGUCCCUAAAGAUGUUGCCAUGUACGAGCCUCUUGGUGGCGUGUUCAUCGGUUCAGGAGAUUCUAAAACCAAGCCUGCACUUUUCAUAGUCAGCUGUGGAGAGGGGCAUCUUGACCUUCGAACUGCUGACAAGGUAUUACAAACCCUCCAAGCCAAAGAAACUGGUCAAACUGGUUUGCCCAGCCCAGCCUCUAUCCUGAGCGAUAAGAACUAUAUUAUGGUCUGGGACAUAAACUCAUAGCUUGUUUAUAAUUAUCAUGAUACUUUUGUGCUCGUUAUCAUAAUUAUUUAGGUUUUAUAUAUUAUUGUGUAUUAUUGAUACAGUUUAUAAAAAAUUCUUUAUUCAGU